Triticum turgidum subsp. durum (durum wheat) is the source of this 969-nucleotide messenger RNA. NCBI's taxonomy places the organism in Eukaryota, Viridiplantae, Streptophyta, Magnoliopsida, Poales, Poaceae. The record is from the annotation of a GenBank genome assembly.
AUGACGAGGGAGCGGGCCUACUUCGAGGCGUCGGCGCUGCGGGAGCACGGCCGCCUCUGCCCGGACCACGUCCCGGAGGUCUACCACUUCGACCGCGCCAUGUCGCUCAUCGGCAUGCGCUACAUCAGGCCGCCCCACAUCAUCCUCCGCAAGGGCCUCAUCGCCGGCGUCCAGUACCCGCUCCUCGCCGACCACAUGGCCGACUACAUGGCCAAGACCCUCUUCUUCACCUCCCUCCUCUACAACUCCACCACCGACCACAAGAAGCAAGUUGCUCGCUACUGUGAGAACGUGGAGAUGUGCAGGCUCACGGAGCAGGUCGUCUUCUCGGACCCAUACAUGGUCUCCAAAUACAAUCGCUGGAACUCGCCUCUUCUAGACAAAGACGCCGAAGCGGUUCGGGAGGAUGAUGGGCUGAAAUUGGAGAUUGGUGAACUGAAGUCCAUGUUUAUUGAGAGAGCCCAGGCUCUGAUUCAUGGUGAUCUCCAUACUGGUUCCAUCAUGGUGACCCCAGAUUCCACUCAAGUGAUUGAUCCGGAGUUUGCCUUCUACGCGCCGAUGGGUUACGACAUUGGGGCCUUCUUGGGGAACCUGAUUCUGGCCUACUUCGCACAGGAUGGGCAUGCUGAUGAAGCAAAUGACCGUAAGGCUUAUAAGCAAUGGAUAUUGAAGACGAUCGAAGAAUCAUGGAAUUUGUUCCAGCAGAAAUUUCUGGGACUUUGGAAUAAACACAAAGAUGGGAAUGGGGAGGCAUACCUGCCUGCCAUAUACAACAACCCGGAGCUUUUGAGCGUUGUACAGAAGAAGUACAUGACAGGUUUACUUCAUGACAGUCUUGGAUUUGGUUCGGCCAAAAUGAUCAGAGAAUUGUUGGAAUUGCCCAUGUGGAGGAUUUUGACUCAAUCGAGGAUGCCAGCAAGAGAGCAUCAUGUGAGUGCCGCGCGCUUGAUUGUGGCAAGGCAAUCCUGA